Ricinus communis (castor bean) is the source of this 9099-nucleotide messenger RNA. RefSeq names its product protein SABRE. The coding region runs from base 567 to 8465 and encodes 2632 amino acids. The transcript has 22 exons. Lineage: Eukaryota; Viridiplantae; Streptophyta; Magnoliopsida; Malpighiales; Euphorbiaceae. The record is from RefSeq and is a predicted model, not a curated record.
UGGCAGGAGGACACGUUCGCCAUUUAAAUCCAUUACAAGGACAUCUCAAAGCACGUUUCUCGACAAGCCUAGGGUCCUUACGCUACACCCUCAACACACCAGAUUGACACCGCCUGGCCAUAGGAAAAAAAAAAAAAAAAGAAGAAAAAAGGAAACAGUCUCUCCCUUCUCUCUUUCUCUCUCCCUCUGUGUGUGUAUAUGUGAUCAGCGAGCAACUCACGGAUCGGAUCUGCGUUUGUUGUUAUUUAUAUACAUGCAUAAAUAAAUGACAGAGAAACGCGAUCGCUAUGCCUCGAAGAAGACUCGGUCCUAAUUAUUCAAAAGUGAAAAAGAAAAAAGAAACAAAAUAAAAGGCCACAGCAUUUUAUUUUUAAGGAAAAUUAUCCUCUUGGUUCAAUUACUUAUUCCUUAGGGUUUGCUUCGUCUCUCAAUUUUGAAGAUAAAUGCAUGUUUGAAAGCUAUCCAAAUGAAGCUAUUAUUAUUAUGUGCAGAGAAUGCGCUUUAUUUGAGUCUCUUUUCCACGUCUUGAUCGUGUUUUGCUAGUUAAUAAGUGGCGCUUUGGCAGAAUGGCAGCCUCACCUGUGAAAUUCCUAUUUGGAUUUUUGAUGAUUUCCAUCACAUUGUGGAUGGUCUUCAUAUUUGCUUCUAGAUUGCUGGCUUGGAUUUUAAGUCGGAUUGUUGGAGCAUCUGUUGGAUUUCGAGUUGGUGGAUGGAAAUGUUUACGAGAUGUCAUAGUGAAGUUCAAAAAGGGUCCUCUUGAAUCCAUAUCAGUUGGUGAAAUUAGACUCAGCUUACGCCAGUCUUUGGUCAAGCUUGGUGUUGGUUUCAUUUCCAGGGAUCCUAAGCUGCAAGUGUUAAUAUGCGACUUGGAAAUUGUAAUGAGGACUUCUAGCAAAGGCACACAAAAAAAGAAAACUCGAAGAGUCCGGUCCCGCUCUUCAGGUUCAGGCCGGGGAAAGUGGAUGGUGUUAGCUAACAUAGCAAGAUUUCUGUCAGUUUCCGUUACGGAUUUGGCUGUGAAGACACCCAAAGCUAUGAUUGAAGUUAAGGAAUUGAAGUUGGACAUAACCAAAGAUGGUGGAUCCAAGCCAAAUCUAUUCGUUAAACUACACAUAUUACCUAUUGUUAUUCACACGGGUGAACCACGUGUUAGUUGUGACCAGUCAUCCAACAUUGACAGUGGAGGAUGCAUUACUGCAGGCGAGACAUCAUAUGGUUCAGUAGAAGGGCCAUCUGCUUCCUUUAGCUGCGAAGACUUUUCCCUUUCUUGUGAAUUUGGUCAUGAUAGGGAAGUAGGUGUAAUUAUCCGGAAUGUGGAUGUUACCAGCGGGGAGGUUACUGUGAACCUGAAUGAGAAGCUGCUUUCAAAAAAGAAGACUUCAGAUACUUCUUCUCAGACAGAUAAAGCUCUAGUUGGUUCUGCCAUUGCUAAAGAUCCACAGAGAAAACAAUCACCACUUGUUGCAAUUAUAAAGUAUAGUUCUAUGUUUCCUGAAAAGGUUUGUUUCAAUUUACCAAAACUGAAUGUGAGGUUUGUUCAUCGAGAACAUAAUCUUGUUAUUGAGAAUAAUAUCAUGGGCAUCCAAUUCAAGAGCCUCAAAACCCGAUGUACUGAAGAUGUGGGGGAGAGUACACGCCUAGAUAUUCAGAUGGACUUCAGUGAGAUACAUCUUCUCAGGGAGGUUAGCACUUCUAUUAUGGAGAUACUGAAAGUUGUUGUCAUCUCUUUCAUUUACAUUCCAAUACAGCCGAUAUCACCAGUUAGAGCAGAGAUAGAUGUUAAGCUGGGAGGUACUCAAUGCAACAUUAUAAUGAGUAGAUUAAAGCCAUGGUUGCAACUCCACUACUCAAAGAAGAAAAAGAUGGUACUUCGGGAGGAAAUACCUACUGUUGUAAAGCCGCAAUCAACUGAUUCCAAAGCCAUCAUGUGGACAUGUACAGUCUCUGCUCCAGAGAUGACUAUUGUGCUCUAUACUAUCAAUGGGUUGCCUUUGUAUCAUUUCUGUUCACAAUCUUCACAUGUGUUCGCAAAUAACAUAUCAAGCAUGGGCACUGCUAUACAUUUGGAGCUUGGUGAACUAAACUUGCACAUGGCAGAUGAAUAUCAAGAAUGCUUGAAAGAAAGCUCAUUUGUUGUGGAAUCAAAUUCAGGUGCUUUAGUUCAUAUAGCAAGGGUUAGUUUAGACUGGGGCAAAAAGGAUAUUGAAUCCUCUGAAGAGGAUAGUGCUAGUUGUAAGUUGGCUCUCUUUGUUGAUGUAACUGGUAUGAGUGUUUAUUUUAACUUCAAGCGCCUAGAAUCACUUAUAAUAACUGCUAUUUCCUUUCAAACUCUCCUGAAAAGUCUAUCUGCUUCUGGUAAGAGAGCAACACAGAGCCGAAGUGGACGAUCAUCUAAACCAUCUGGGAAAGGGAUUCAAGUAUUAAAAUUCAAUCUAGAACGGUGUUCAGUAAAUUUUUCUGGUGACACAAGUUUGGAGAAUGCAGUUGUUGCUGAUCCCAAGCGCGUCAAUUAUGGAUCACAGGGUGGUAGAGUCAUAAUUAGCAUCUUAGAUGAUGGGAGACCGCGUACUGCAAAUGUGAUAUCCACAGUUUCUGAUGAUUGCAAGACGUUGAAGUAUUCACUUUCUCUUGACAUUGUCAAUUUCACUUUGUGUCUGAACAAGGAGAACCAAUCUACAGAGCUGGAGCUUGAAAGAGCAAGGUCUAUUUAUCAGGAACAUUUGGAGGAACAUACACUUGAUACAAAAGUAACAUUGUUUGAUAUACAGAAUGCAAAAUUCGUACGGCGCUCUGGUGGUCUUAAAGGGAUAUCUAUUUGCUCUCUGUUUAGUGCUACUGUUAUUACAGUCAGGUGGGAGCCUGAUAUACAUCUAUCACUAAUUGAACUUGUUCUGCAACUAAAGUUGCUGGUGCACAAUCAAAAGCUCCAGGGACAUGGUAAUGAAAAUACUGAAGAUGCCUUUAGCAUGGGGGACACUGAACAGAAGAAAGAUGCCUCUUCGGAAUCAGGACACCUGGAUAAGCCUAAGAAAAAGGAAACUAUUUUUGCCAUUGAUGUGGAAAUGCUGAAUAUAUCUGCUGGGGCUGGAGAUGGGGUUGAUGCUAUGGUGCAGGUUCGGUCAAUAUUUUCUGAGAAUGCCCGUAUAGGAGUACUUCUUGAAGGACUCAUGCUUGGUUUCAAUGGGGCCAGAGUGUUCAAAAGCGGCAGAAUGCAAAUUUCCCGUAUACCCAGUGCCUCUAGCAGUUUGGCUGAUGCCAAACUCCCAGCACCCAUCACAUGGGAUUGGGUGAUUCAAGGGCUUGAUGUUCAUAUCAGCAUGCCAUACAGGUUGGAGUUACGUGCCAUUGAUGAUUCAGUUGAAGAUAUGUUGCGAGCUUUGAAGAUUAUUACUGCAGCUAAAACGCAGCUUAUAUAUCCCAUGAAGAAAGAAAGCUCAAAGCCUAAAAAACCUAGUUCAUCGAAAUUUGGAUGUAUAAAGUUUUGCAUACGCAAGUUAACUGCUGAUAUUGAGGAAGAACCAAUGCAGGGUUGGCUUGAUGAGCACUAUCGCCUGAUGAAGAAUGAGGCCUGUGAGCUGGCUGUCAGGUUGAAGUUUCUUGAUGAAUUCAUUACCAAAGUUAACCAUUGUCCUAAAUCUGCUGAAACUAAUAAUUCCACCGUUGAAAGAAAGGUUCUGUAUGAUGGGGUUCAGGUUGAUGUAGGAGAUCCUUCUGCUAUAGAGAAAAUACAAGAAGAAAUUUAUAAACAAUCAUUUAGAACAUACUACCAGGCAUGCCAGAAGCUAGUACCUUCUGAAGGUUCAGGUGCCUGUAGGCAAGGGUUUCAGUCUGGUUUUAAGACUAGCACUGCAAGAACUUCUCUUAUUUCAAUUUCUGCUACAGAUUUGGAUUUGAGCUUGACAAAGAUAGAUGGGGGGGAUGAUGGGAUGAUAGAAGUUCUGAAAAAGCUUGAUCCUGUAUGUGGUGAAGAGAAUAUACCAUUUUCCCGACUCUAUGGGAGCAACAUUUUAUUACGUGCGGGCACUCUGGUUGUUCAGAUAAGAGAUUACACCUUUCCUCUUUUUGCUGCUACUGCUGGUAAAUGUGAAGGCUGCGUGGUGCUAGCACAGCAGGCAACACCCUUUCAGCCUCAAAUUUACCAAGAUGUCUUCAUUGGGAGGUGGAGAAAGGUGUGCAUGCUCCGUUCAGCUAGUGGCACAACUCCUCCAAUGAAAACAUACUUUGAUUUGCCUAUAUUUUUUCAGAAAGGCGAAGUGUCUUUUGGUGUAGGUUAUGAACCAUCUUUUGCUGAUUUGAGCUAUGCUUUUACUGUUGCUCUUUGUAGGGCUAAUCUAAGUGUGAGAAAUCCUCGUCCACUAGUUCAACCACCAAAAAAGGAGCGCAAUUUACCAUGGUGGGAUGAUAUGAGAAAUUACAUUCAUGGAAAUAUCACUUUAGUCUUUUCUGAAACUAGGUGGCAUAUUCUUGCAACCACAGAUCCUUAUGAAAAGCUUGACAAGCUUCAAAUUACAUCUGGUUCAAUGGAGAUACAGCAGUCAGAUGGCCGCAUUUAUUUGUCUGCAAAGGAUUUUAAGAUUUUAUUGAGCAGUUUGGAGAGCUUGGCAAACAGCUGUGGCUUAAAACUCCCCACUAGUGGAUAUGCUUUCCUUGAAGCCCCAGUAUUUACACUUGAAGUGACAAUGGAUUGGGAUUGUGAUUCUGGCACUCCGCUGAAUCACUAUCUAUUUGCACUUCCUAUUGAAGGGAAGCCUCGUGAAAAAGUUUUUGAUCCAUUCAGAUCUACAUCUCUGUCACUCCGGUGGAACUUUUCUCUAAGACCUUCUCUUCCCUCCUGUCAGAACCAAUCCUUUUCUUCCUCCAUGGAUGAUAGCACUGUUGUAGAUGGAACUGUCUAUAACCCACCUAACAAGCCUGAAAAUGUUACAGUUGUACCUCCAUCAGUGAAUCUUGGUGCCCAUGAUUUGGCGUGGCUAAUUAAGUUUUGGAAUUUGAAUUACCUUCCCCCCCACAAGUUACGUUAUUUCUCCCGGUGGCCUCGUUUUGGAGUUCCGAGAAUUCCCAGAUCAGGCAAUUUGUCACUGGACAGAGUAAUGACAGAAUUUUUUCUUCGCAUAGAUUCUACACCUGCUCGUAUUAAACAUAUGCCAUUAGAUGAUGACGAUCCAGCAAAAGGAUUAACUUUUAAUAUGUCAAAGCUGAAAUAUGAACUCUGUUUCAGUCGGGGAAAGCAAAAGUACACUUUUGAAUGCAAGCGAGAUACUCUUGAUCUUGUUUACCAGGGUGUUGACCUUCACACACCUAAGGCUAUAAUAGAUAAAGAAGAUUCUACCAGUGUUGCAAAAGUAGUUCAAAUGACAAGGAAAAGUUGUCAUCCUCCCACUAUGGAUAGAAUUCCCAGUGAAAAACGCAAUAAUAUUGGUGGUUGCACUGAAAAGCACCGGGAUGAUGGAUUUCUUUUGUCAUGUGAUUAUUUCACAAUAAGACGGCAGGCACCAAAGGCUGACCCUGAAAGUCUUUUGGCAUGGCAAGAGACUGGGAGAAGAAAUCUUGAGAUGACAUAUGUCAGGUCUGAGUUUGAAAAUGGGAGUGAGAGUGAUGAUCACACACGAUCUGAUCCAAGUGACGAUGAUGGGUACAAUGUGGUAAUUGCUGAUAAUUGUCAGAGAGUUUUUGUUUAUGGUCUCAAGCUUUUAUGGACUAUUGAGAAUAGGGAUGCUGUUUGGUCCUGGGUUGGUGGAAUAUCCAAAGCAUUUGAACCUCCCAAACCUUCUCCUUCUCGGCAGUAUGCACAAAGGAAAUUACUUGAGGAUAACCAGUCACGUGUUGAAAAUGAAGAGAUUCCGGAUGAUACGUCUAAGCCCCCUUCUACCAGCCAUGAUGCCAAUUCUCCUUAUCAACAUGCAGUGACUUCAGCAUCUCUUUCAUCUCCAUCACAUUCAGUUAAAAUAGACAAUUCAUCAUUUGCUGCACUUGUGAAAAAUGGAAUCAUAGAUGAUUCUCAACAGGAAGGGACUCGGCAUUUCAUGGUGAAUGUUAUAGAGCCACAAUUCAAUCUCCAUUCAGAAGAUGCCAAUGGCAGGUUUCUGCUUGCAGCUGUCAGUGGUCGUGUUCUAGCCCGAUCAUUCAAUUCUAUCCUUCAUGUUGGAUAUGAGAUGAUGGAACAAGCACUGGGCAAUGGAAAUGCACAACUUCCUGAAAGUGUACCUGAAAUGACAUGGAAGCGCAUGGAGUUCUCUGUAAUGUUGGAGCAUGUGCAGGCUCAUGUUGCACCAACUGAUGUUGAUCCUGGGGCUGGAUUACAGUGGCUUCCAAAAAUUCGAAGAAGCUCUCCAAAAGUAAAGCGUACUGGUGCUCUACUUGAAAGAGUCUUUAUGCCUUGUGAUAUGUAUUUCCGGUACACGAGACACAAAGGCGGGACUCCAGAUCUGAAGGUGAAGCCUCUAAAGGAGCUCACUUUCAAUACUCAGAAUAUAACGGCUACAAUGACAUCUCGGCAGUUUCAGGUUAUGCUGGAUGUGUUGACCAACCUCCUCUUUGCAAGGCUUCCCAAACCUAGAAAGAGCAGUCUGUCAUAUCCAGCUGAAGAUGAUGAAGAUGUUGAAGAGGAGGCAGAUGAGAUGGUGCCUGAUGGUGUAGAAGAGGUAGAACUUGCUAAAAUCAACCUUGAAGAAAAGGAACGGGAGCAGAAGUUACUUCUUGAUGACAUCAGGAGAUUGUCUCUUCAUGGCGAUACCUCUGCAGACAUACAUCCCAGAAAGCAAGGCGAAUUGUGGAUGGUCACAGGUGUAAGAUCCACUCUGGUUCAAGGACUGAAGAGAGAGCUUGUAAAUGUAAAAAAGUCUAGGAAGGCAGCAUCUGCAUCAUUAAGGAUGGCUCUGCAGAAAGCCGCCCAGUUACGACUGAUGGAGAAGGAAAAGAAUAAAAGCCCAUCUUAUGCCAUGCGCAUAUCUUUGCAAAUUUAUAAAGUUGUUUGGAGCAUGCUUGUAGAUGGCAAAUCUUUUGCAGAGGCUGAGAUAAAUGACAUGAGCUUUGAUUUUGACCGUGAUUACAAGGAUGUCGGUGUUGCUCUCUUUACCACAAAAUACUUUGUUGUGAGGAACUGCCUACCUAAUGCCAAGUCUGAUAUGGUUCUGUCAGCAUGGAAUCCUCCACCAGAUUGGGGAAAAAAAGUCAUGCUCCGUGUAGAUGCAAAGCAAGGAGUUCCGAGGGACGGAAAUUCUCGUAUUGAACUUUUCCAGGUAGAGAUUUAUCCCCUAAAGAUUCAUUUGACAGAGACAAUGUACAGGAUGAUGUGGGAAUAUUUCUUCCCAGAAGAAGAGCAGGAUUCACAAAGGCGUCAGGAAGUUUGGAAAGUUUCUACAACUGCUGGAGCAAGACGUGUAAAGAAGGGUCCAUCGAUCCAUGAGGCUUCUUCAUCAUAUGGCCACUCAACAAAAGAGUCUGAUGUCACAUCCAAACUAAUUGCUGGUUCAGGCCCAGAGUUAAGAAGAACAUCUUCUUUUGACAGAACAUGGGAAGAGUCUCUUGCAGAAUCUGUUGCGACUGAACUUGUCUUGCAGGCUCAUUCAUCCAGUCUUUCUUCUUCAAAAGGUGACCCAUUUGGUUCAAAUGAACAGUUAGAUGAGUCCACUAAAAUUAAACCAAAAGAGUCCAAGCCUGUAAAGUCCGGUCGGUCAUCUCAUGAAGACAAAAAAAUUGGAAAGUUAACUGAAGAGAAGAGAUCUCGACCUCGAAAGGUUAUGGAGUUUAACAAUAUUAAGAUCAGUCAGGUAGAGCUACAGAUUACUUAUGAAAGCUCGAGAUUUAAUCUGCAUGAGCUUAAGUUGCUGAUGGAUACAUUUCACCGUGUUGAGUUCACUGGGACUUGGAGGAGGCUUUUCUCACGAGUGAAGAAGCAUGUUGUUUGGGGAACCUUGAAGUCUGUGACAGGAAUGCAGGGCAAAAAAUUCAAAGACAAAGCACAUAGUCAACGUGAAUCUAAUGAUUCUGGUGUCCCUGAUAUCGAUCUGAAUUUCAGUGAUAAUGAUGGUCAGGCUGGGAAAUCUGAUCAAUAUCCAAACUGGCUUAAGCGCCCAAGUGAUGGAGCAGGUGAUGGAUUUGUAACUUCCAUAAGGGGACUAUUCAAUACGCAACGCCGGAAGGCCAAGGCGUUUGUACUGCGGACUAUGAGGGGUGAAGCAGAGAAUGAUUUUCAUGGUGAGUGGAGUGAAAGUGAUGCAGAGUUCUCUCCCUUUGCUAGGCAGCUCACGAUAACAAAAGCAAAAAGACUAAUCAAGCGGCACACAAAGAAAUUACGCUCAAGAGGACAGAAAGGUGCAUCCUCACAGCAAAAGGAAUCGCUUCCAUCAUCCCCAAGGGAAACUACUCCAUUUGAACAGUAUGAAAGUGAUUCUUCUAGUGAAUCUUCUCCAUAUGAGGAUUUUCAUGAGCAACUUGAAUUGCAAUCACUUAAAGGAGACUUUUGAAGGACUUCUGGGGAGCAUGCUGACAUGUUCUAUAAUGGUUCCCUGGUCGAUCAGGAAAUGUAAUGCAAUUUGCUUCUCAACCACCUCCUUUGCCAGAAACUUGGACGCUUCAAAAAUUGCCAAGUUAAUCAGGUUAAAGGACAGCCUGAAAUAGAUGCAAACCAUGCAUCACAUUUGUAGGGUGGUAGGCUAUGAAUAAUUGGAUCAAGGCAUGUGUAUGCUUUCGAGAGUUAACCGUGAUGAAUCUACAUUGUCCACUUCAUAGGCCCCUUGCUCAUAAGGCCUUCUGGAAGACUAGCUUCCGCCACGGUCAUGUAUAGUUUUGUAGCCCUAUUCCGAUUCUUAAGUAGAUAUAUGAUAUACGAGCUACGGAAGUCCGGCACAUUUGUAUAAAAGAGAGAGAAGGAAUUGUAAAUAUUUGAACAUAAUGGGAAAUAAAGGAAUACAUGAAUUCAUCUUUAGAUUCCUGAAAGAUGAUGUUUUGGAAUGCUUCAGGAAGAUUGGUGUAGUUGUGCUGUGACAAUCACCUAUUUGUAUCUAUGGGAAGGGGCUACAGAUCAUACUUUAAACGAGAUGGCUCCGCAUGUAGUUCCCGCCACGUUUAAUUAAUAAGAGCAAAGUUUUUCAUGAUUUA